GUCCACUCUUCUCCCCAUCAAACUCACAAUAACCAACAACCAACGACCUACUCUAUACCAACUGCUCAUCUCACCAGUGCUACACACUCCACACCCCGCGGAACAGACUUCACCAUCAUGGGUCUUGCUAGUAAGCUCGCAGCUGCCCAAGGCGGAGCUGCGCCGGUAUCGAACUUCACCCAGCAAGGAGCUGGAGCCGGAGCUGGACAAGGCGGCUACCCCGCACACCAGCAGGCGCCACCUGGACAGCAGCAAUACUCCGCCUACCGGCCACCGCAGGGCGGACCACCAUCCGGACCACCUCCACCACAAAAUUACCAGCAGGGCCCGCCUCCAGGACAAUAUGGAGCCCCCCCUCCGGGCCCUCCUCCGGGCCAGCAGCAACAAUACGGUGGCCAGGCCAGCUCUCACGACAUCCAAGGCUACCAGCGCGAGCUAGAGAAGGCCAUUCAAGAGAAGAACUUGCACAGAUUUUAUGGCCCAGGCACACAGGGCGCACAGAGAUUGCCUCAGAUCGCUCAGCGCGCGGCACAGUGCGUCGAUCGCCUCUGCCAGGCAUGGCGCAUCCAGAAAGAGAUUGCGAACGAUAUCGUCCGACUGGCUCUAUACGAUGUGGUGAUUUACGUUGAUGACUCUGGAUCCAUGUCCUUCGAGGAGAAUGGCGAGCGUAUCAAAGACUUGCAGCUUAUUCUGCAGCGAGCAUGCUUUGCAGCAACGCUUUUCGAUGAUGACGGAGUCGAUCUCCGCUUCAUGAACGAGGAUCUUCCACUGCAGCAAGUGUCCAACAUCCGUAGCGAGCAGCAAGUCGAGCAAAUUCUGGCAACCAAGCGGUACAAGGGCCUGACUCCUUUCGGAACCGAGUUGCGCAAGAAGGUCAUCGACCCCAUCCUGGUGCAGAAGUUGAACAGCGGUCAAAUGCAAAAGCCACUGCUGAUUAUCAGCAUCACUGAUGGUCAGCCAGCCGGCGAGAACCAGAACACUCUGAUAGAGACAGUGCAGUAUGCCGUUCAAGCCGCUCAACGAUCGCAGUACGGUACUGGUGCUGUGGCCUUCCAGUUUGCCCAGGUUGGAAACGAUCAGAAGGCUACCGAAUUCUUGGCCAAGCUCGAUAACGAUCCACAAGUUGGCAGAGAAGUAGACUGCACGUCCAACUACGAGAACGAGUCUGCCGAGAUGGCGCGAGCCGUUCCUCCAGUCGACUUGACGCCCGAUCUCUGGAUGAUAAAGCUCAUUCUGGGUGCAAUCGAUCCAAGCUAUGACACGAAGGACGAGAAGACGCAUAUGGCUCCGGGUGCAGGCGGCCCUCCGCCGGGUCAGUACAACCAGCAACAAGGAGGAUAUGGCCAGGGCUAUGGCCAGCAACCGGGCUAUGGCCAGUUUACCCAACAGCCAGGAGGAUACCCCCCACCACCUGGCCAGCAGCAAUAUGGCGCACCACCACCACAGCAGCAAUACGGCCAGCGACCACCGCAGCAGCAAGCCGUAUAUCCUGGACAGCAGCAAUACGGAGCCCCUCCACCUGGACCCCCUCGGUACUAGACGUUCUGAGUUUGUGAAUGCCUUUACGUACAUGAUGGGAAAACAUGCAUGCUUCCAGUAUGGUUGGAGAAGCAUCACGAGUAACACGGCCCUACCGUCUCCAAAGUGGAGACAACAGUAUCAGAAGCAAAUUAUGGCAGGAAAGGCUUCACAUCUCCUGCGGCGGCCUCAUCAUACAAUAUAAUGUGAUGCUGUCUCCAUCAUCAUCACACACCAUCUCCUUGACUAAUUGGAACCCCAUGCGUUCGUAUAUUGCCAUGUUGGGCUCAGCUCUGCUGGACUCCAGAUAGCAUUUACGGCCCUCGCGAUCAGCUUGAUCGGUAACAUGUCGAAAUAGUAGUUUCCCAAUUCCUUUGCCUUGAGCUUCAGGAAGAACUGUCACAAUGUUGCAGAAGUAAUAGCCUUGCUCGUCUGUCCACAGUUCGCUUUGAGCUGACGCUUGUGCUGCUUUCCAGAUGUAGUAUCGUUUCGUGUUCAAGCCACCACGGCCCAGCGAGAGGUUCAUCUUGACCUGCUCCCACCACAGCCACCAAUCCCCAAACCAGCUUUUCAAGGUCUGCGGCUCCUUGGCAUUCGAGGGUGGAAGCCAACAAGCCACUCCGAGAACUUUCCCCUCCGAAUCGGAGGUAUCUUUGGCUACGUGGAAGAGAGCAUGCUCUAUGCCCCAUUUGCAACGUAUGGAAAGGCUGUGGGUGUUUCGGGCGAGGGAGAAGUUCUCUCUGUGAAAGAUCCAG
Molecule: messenger RNA, 2273 nt
Organism: Sphaerulina musiva SO2202
Lineage: Eukaryota; Fungi; Ascomycota; Dothideomycetes; Mycosphaerellales; Mycosphaerellaceae
Exons: 8
Coding region: 118-1539 (473 amino acids)
Source: RefSeq, a predicted model, not a curated record